Molecule: messenger RNA, 1114 nt
Organism: Vicia villosa (hairy vetch)
Lineage: Eukaryota; Viridiplantae; Streptophyta; Magnoliopsida; Fabales; Fabaceae
Product: transcription factor MYB1-like
Exons: 3
Coding region: 97-1029 (310 amino acids)
Source: RefSeq, a predicted model, not a curated record
CUCUUGCAAACUUAUUUAAUUCUGUCUACAUCCAAAUACUCCAAUCUGGAGAGAGUGAGGUAGGAAUCCAAGACAGCCUAAUUAAGAACACCAUCCAUGGGAAGAAGUCCCUGUUGUUCCAAGGAAGGCUUGAAUAGAGGUGCUUGGACUGCUCAUGAAGACAAAAUCCUCACUGAUUACAUUAACCUUCAUGGGGAAGGAAAAUGGAGAAACCUUCCCAAAAGAGCAGGUUUGAAAAGAUGCGGAAAAAGUUGUAGACUUCGAUGGUUGAAUUAUCUGAGACCAGAUAUCAAAAGAGGUAAUAUAUCGUCCGACGAAGAAGAACUUAUCAUCAGACUUCACAAAUUACUCGGAAACAGAUGGUCUCUGAUAGCUGGAAGAUUACCGGGACGAACAGACAAUGAAAUCAAGAAUUAUUGGAACACCAAUUUAGGAAAGAAAGUGAAAGAUCUGAAUCAGCAAAACGCCAAAAAUUCCUCUCCUUCCAAGUCGAUCUCUGCUAAACCGAAAAACGCAAAGAUAACACAGAAACAGAACAAUCCUAAGCCAGUGACGCAAAGCUCCCAUGUUGUCCGUACAAAAGCUACAAAAUGUUCCAAGGUAUUAUUCAUAAACUCGCUUCCUCAUUCGUCACCAAUGCAUGAUUUACAGAACAGAGACGAGACAGAGACGAAAACAGAAACAAAACCGUCAAUGGUUGUCGAUGCUGUGGCGAGUGACUCGAUGAGUAACAACGGAAACGGUUUUCUGUCAUUAGAGAAAGAACUGUCUGCAGACUUGUUGGUUGAUUUCAACAUUGGAGAUGAUAUUUGCUUGUCUGAGCUUCUGAACUCGGAUUUCUCGACUACGUGCAGUUUCGAUUACAAUGAUCUGUUAUCGUCGCCGUGUUCGGAUCAGACUCCGAUGUUUUCUGAUGAGAUUUUGAAGAACUGGACCCAAUGUGGCUUUGGUGAUGAAACUAAUGUGUCCAAUAAUCUUCAUUCUUUCACUUCCUUUCUUGAAUCCAGUGAAGAAGUUCUAGGAGAAUGAUAAUAGGUAGCUACAAUAAAAUGUAGUAGUUCUUAAUAAACAUUUAUUUUCUUCAAUAAAAUUAACCACUCUAGGAUUUUAAUCA